AUGGUCGUCAAAUCAAAACACACCAUCGACAUCCCACAAUGCAGUCUGCCAACCCUCAUCUUUGGCUCUCCGCAUGAGCCUCUACCCAGGGACAAGGGCUGCCUGUUCGACCACCUCCAUCCCAAAACCCGCUUCCUGAGCCGUCACACAUACCGACUAUGGGCUCAACGCCUCGCAACCGGGCUGCGCGCCGCGGGUCUACAACGGGGCGAUCGCGUCGUCGUCUUCAGCACAAAUCAUCUCUUCUACCCCGUCAUCUUCAUGGGCGUCAUGAUGGCCGGCGGCAUUUUCAGUGGCUGUAACCCGACGUAUUCGCGCCAGGAAUUGGCACACCAGAUCCGAGACGCUGAUCCGGCCUUUGUGUUUACGCAGGGCGGCGAGCCGCUGCGCGUUUGUCGCGAGGCGAUCAAAUCAAUCACAUCAGAGCAGUACCGCGCCCAAUAUGAAAAACACACGUUUGUCGCGGAUGAUCGGAUCUUUGACUCGCUCAACCAGCCUGGUGAGCAAGGUCAGCCUUAUUGGAGCUCGCUAUUCGCCUCCGAAGCCGAGGGCAGCCGGUUCGUCUGGGAUUCGUUGACGGAACCCAACGAGGCCAAAAACACCAUUGUCGCUCUGAAUUACUCGUCUGGCACGACAGGGCUAAGCAAAGGCGUGGAGAUUACUCAUGGGAAUUACGUCUCCAACAUCGUUCAGUACGACUACAUAACAGCAGCUGUCGAUCCAGUCUACGAUGCCGAAGUAAAACGGACCCAGACGUUACUCUGUUUCCUGCCUCUCUACCACGCCAUGGCGCAGAUGCUAUUCUUAGGUGUCGCCCAAUACCGCGGUGCCCCCGUGUACAUUAUGGAGAAAUUUGAUUUUUUGACCGCGCUGCAGAACGUGGAGAAAUUCCGGAUAACGGAUUUGACGCUGGUGCCGCCCGUCGUGGUCAUGUUGGCCAAGCGUGCCGAGACGAAGAAAUUCGAUCUCAGCUCGGUCGUGCGUCUUGGAUCUGGCGCUGCGCCGUUGAGUCGCGAGGUAUCUGAAGAAGCCGAGAAUCUGUGGCCGAAGGGUGUGAUCAAUAUCAAGCAAGGAUGGGGAAUGACCGAGGUAACAUGUUCAUUACUAGGCUGGGAACCCAACCAAACCAGCACCGACAACAGCGUAGGCUGGCCGAAUCCCAACUCAGAAGCCAAAAUCAUGACGCUACCAGACGAAGCCGCCGACUCAGACGACCUGAGCACACGCAAGGAACUCGGCGCAAACCAAUCCGGCGAGCUCUGGGUACGAGGGCCACAGGUCAUGCGCGGAUACUGGAAGAAUCCCAAAGCAACAGCCAACACUUUGACGCCAGACGGAUGGCUGCGCACGGGGGACAUUGCGUAUUAUGACAAGGAAGGAAAAUUCUAUAUUGCUGGCCGGCUCAAGGAGCUCAUCAAAGUCAAGGGUCUCCAAGUGGCACCAGCCGAGCUGGAUGGUGUGUGUCUAGAAUGCGACGGAGUCGCCGAUGCGGCCGUGGUGGGUGUGACGAUAGACAACCAAGAGCAUCCACGCGCAUAUAUUGUGUUACAAGAGGGUUUUCCUGCAACAAAGGCAACCGCAGAGAAAAUUGUCUCACAGUCCAAUGCCAAAUUAUCGCAGCACAAGAGGCUCACAGGCGGUAUAGUGUUUGUCGAUACGCUGCCGAAAAACCCAAGCGGCAAGAUUUUGAGACGGCUACUGAGGGAUCAGGCGCAAAAGGAAGUGCAGGCUGAGCAGUCGAAUAAGAAGAUCAAAGCCUCGUUGUAG
Messenger RNA from Talaromyces rugulosus, 1767 nucleotides. RefSeq lists its product as uncharacterized. The record is from RefSeq and is a predicted model, not a curated record. Bases 1 to 1767 code for a protein of 588 amino acids. The transcript has 2 exons. NCBI's taxonomy places the organism in Eukaryota, Fungi, Ascomycota, Eurotiomycetes, Eurotiales, Trichocomaceae. Gene Ontology annotation, biological process: secondary metabolic process. Gene Ontology annotation, molecular function: CoA-ligase activity.